AUGGAGCGCAUGAAGGGAUUCGCGCAGAGGGGGUUACUCGCUCGACGGGAAGGCCAGACCGACGGCCCAGGGUUGCUAGAACGGCUCGAGUGGAAUGUGCAGCAGGACCCGGAGUUGGAGGGCUAUUCAAAGGUCGAGAUUUUUCGACGGCAUCGCGCCCUCGUGAACUCUCACGUCGGCUACAAACCGGGCAAUGUGCAGCAUUGCUUUCCCUUAAUCGUGGACAAGGAGGCACUGGACUCUGUGGUGGACGGGACGCCGCCGAGCUGCUUGACAUGA
Aspergillus mulundensis is the source of this 279-nucleotide messenger RNA. RefSeq lists its product as uncharacterized. Bases 1 to 279 code for a protein of 92 amino acids. The record is from RefSeq and is a predicted model, not a curated record. Lineage: Eukaryota; Fungi; Ascomycota; Eurotiomycetes; Eurotiales; Aspergillaceae. The transcript is spliced from 2 exons.